CUUACCUGGUGCCGGGAUUACCGUGAUCAGCGAGGCGGUGUCUCCAGGGAGAGGCGCGGGCAUUGCACUGCGCUCGUGCUGACCCCUGCCACUACCCCAAACUGGGGCAGAUGGGGCAUGCAAUUUUUGGUAGUGGGGGACUGCGUUCGCGCUAUCCCCCUCCAUUACUAAAUCCAAAGAAAGAGUAAAAUCGUCACCUCUGUGCCAGUACAUGUUGUGUCGAUAGGUUCGGAAUGGAGUUCUGUGUGUGUGGUGGGCACAAGCGAAUGGGUUUUCAAAUGUGAGCGGGGAGCAAACGGAGAAGAGCUGGAAAGAAGCAGCAACGCUACCGAGAUCACGGAAGCAGCGGGGUAAAUUGUAGUGCUCAACAUGCUAGGACGGACGGAGCAGGAAAUACAGAAACACCAAAAGACUGCAGCAAAAUAGAGCACGUAAUAGUUAAUAAAAAAGGAACGUAUUCCGGUGGACUUCUAGAAGAUAAAAAAACAGCGCGUAGUUGGUGGAAUGGGGAAAUCGGGAAGGCCAUUGAAGAAGCCUGUGCAAGGCACCUGGAUAGCACAGACAUGCGAAAAAGGCACAAGAGCAAAAAAUAGAUGAAGAAUAGGACUUACACCGUCAGAAGAAGCGGGAAGUCCGCAACCUGAUCGAGCGGAAAAUUAGACAAACAUAAUCGCUGACUUCUUUCAGGAGCGUGUGGGACAACCUAAAGAACUUUGAAAUGUUUUCCGGAAUGACGCGAAAUAUCUAAGGAGAAAAUACAAUUGUACAGGUUUGUCGAUGAUCCCUGGUCGUGUCGACGCAAUGAAAUACAUUAACGGAAGCAUAGCAAAACCACUCGAAAGUAGUGAAAGUGCAGGCCUGGGGGCAUUGAUGCAUAAAAGAAACUGCUCCUGAACAACGUCAUCUAGGGAAAAAAAAAAAAAAAAUCAGCCCUUCCACCUUGUGAAGAAGGACGAGCAGGCAAGCUGUGACCAGACGACGCCGUGACGUUCAAGCACGGGAAACGUGAGAAUGGCGUCGAGGCCCUUCAAGGAACCAUAGAAAUCACCAACAACAGCAGCCGGGUGGUCAACUUUCGAUGGACGGCCACUGCCAACCGCGGAGGUCCUCGGUGGUGCUCCGCUCCAUCAGAGUCCGCAGCGAAGACUCGCAAGAAGUCGAGAGGCUUUGGAAGCGGACGCCCGCGGGGCUUGUUGCAGAAAAGAGGUGGAAGCUGCGGUUCGAGCAAGAUCAGCCGCUUAGCACAGCUCUAUCUACGAAGGCGCAUACAAGACAGGAUCGACAGUUCGGCGAAGCGCGCGCUGGCGUUGGCGACGCAAAAUGGGUCCCGUGGGCCGGCAAAACAAGCAAGUCAUGGUUGUCCGCAGCGACUCGGGUCGCGGAGCGCAGCAGCUGGCUUCUGCGCUCGCAGCUGCACUUGGCCGUCGUCGUGAUGGGUGCCGUUGUGCUGGCCGCCUAUUAUGUCCUGUGGCUGGCCAAGUCUAGGCAUGCACCGGAUGCGCCGGAAGCGGCACGUGCAUGGAAUAAAUUCCGUGCCAAAGCAAACGAGCCGCCGCUUCCGGCAGAGACUGAGGCCAUGAAGUGCGCCAGGAGUCUCCUACUGACGCAGCUACUGUUGACUGUCGCCGUCGUUACGGGUGCCUGCCUGGCGCUGUGGCUAGUCAAGUUGAAGCGAACGCCGGAUGUGCCAGAUGCGCCGAGUUUGACAGACAGAUGGGCCACGUUAACCGCCAAUGCAACCAAGUCUUGGCUGUCGGCAGCACCUCGGGCCGUGGAGCUCGUGCGGAGGCUUCCGCGCUCGCAGCUGCUGUUUGCCGCUGUAGUGAUGUGCGCCGUAAUGCCCACCGCCUACCACGCGCUGUGGCUAGUCAAGCCCAGGCACGCGCUGAAUGCACCCGACCGGACACAUACAUGGAUGAAGUACCGCUUCGAAGGAAGCAUGCCAUCGCUGCCGGCAGCGACUCGGGCCGCGGAGUGCAGCCGCUGGCGCUUUCUCUCGCAGCUGUUGUUCGCAGUCGUCGUCCUUUUUGGGGCCUGCCUCGUGCGGUGUGUAAUGAAGUCCAAACGAGAGCCGGAUGUGCCAGAUACGCCGAGUUCGACAGACAGUCAGGUCACCUGCGGUGCCGCAGAAAUCGAGCCGUGGCUGGUAGCAGCGACUCGGACCCCGAAGUACGCCGGCCUGCGUUCACAGCUGCUGCGGGCUGCGAAUUUGUCCGCACGGUGGCUCCACGGUUCCGAGAUGCUGCGGGCCGUCGUCGUGAUGACCCCGGUCGUGCUGACCGUCUGCUACGUGUUGUGGCUAUUCAAGUAUAGACACGCGCCGUACUGGACAGACUGCGCCACCAUCGGGAACGAGAAGUACUGCUUUUGAGCGGGACCGCGCUGUGUUCGACAGUACGGGAGUGAAACGCUCUUUAAAAUGCGCCGACCCUCUUCCCGGGCCUACCGGCGGCGACUUGGCGACCUUCUGCCGUUCCGAGCACGAAGGGUCGGAUUCGAUUGGCUGCCGCACUGCGACGGAGGCGAGAAGAAAAAACGCAAAAAAAAAAAACAAUGUUCGUCAUGUGUUUAGAAUUGCGCAAGUUUUUAGGUAUUAGUUUUGGCGCUGAAUAGUUUCGUGCGGCCAAAAUUAUUCGUGAGCAACUCCACUACGGUGUUGCUUGAACGCAGGCAUUGCGUUGCAACAUUAAAAUUAAUAAAUCCUCUCAA
Dermacentor andersoni is the source of this 2709-nucleotide messenger RNA. The record is from RefSeq and is a predicted model, not a curated record. NCBI's taxonomy places the organism in Eukaryota, Metazoa, Arthropoda, Arachnida, Ixodida, Ixodidae.